UACCAGUUAGAAUAUAUGAUGAAUGUUUCUUGUUUCUUCUCAGAAUUUAUAGGCACUGCAGUGCUUGUACUCAUUAUUCUUGCUACUAUUGAUCCAGGAAAUACACCACCUCCAAGUGGACUUUUCCCCACCAUCCUUUUCAUUGCAUUGCUUGGUAUAUCAGCCUCCCCAGGUAUGAAAAGUUUAUUCUUCAUGUUCAAUCCUGCUUGUGAUCUGGGUCCCAGAAUUGUCACAUCAAUGGUCGGUUAUGGGAGACAUAUCUAUACUUACUCAAAGUAA
Guyanagaster necrorhizus is the source of this 279-nucleotide messenger RNA. RefSeq lists its product as uncharacterized. The annotation marks the transcript as partial. Lineage: Eukaryota; Fungi; Basidiomycota; Agaricomycetes; Agaricales; Physalacriaceae. Gene Ontology annotation, biological process: water transport; glycerol transmembrane transport. Gene Ontology annotation, molecular function: water channel activity; glycerol channel activity. The transcript is spliced from 2 exons. The record is from RefSeq and is a predicted model, not a curated record. Gene Ontology annotation, cellular component: plasma membrane.